This is a messenger RNA of Spinacia oleracea (spinach), 801 nucleotides long. RefSeq lists its product as uncharacterized. NCBI's taxonomy places the organism in Eukaryota, Viridiplantae, Streptophyta, Magnoliopsida, Caryophyllales, Amaranthaceae. The record is from RefSeq and is a predicted model, not a curated record. The transcript has 4 exons. Bases 107 to 586 code for a protein of 159 amino acids.
UCUGUACGAAAAUUGAACCCUUAAGCAAAAAUAGGAAAAGAAGGUUUUGGAGAGGGUUUUGCAGUUCAAACUGUACAGCGUUCAAGAAAGAUAAAACAGCGCAACAAUGGCAGCAUCACUCGGCGGAAGAUCGACACUAAUCCGCACCAUUUGUAGAAAACCACCGUCAAUCCCAACUUCACCGCGAUUCUCCAUUUCACCACUGUCUCCUCCUCCCAUCUUCCUCCGUCGUACUCCAAUUUCCCCUUCCCCCUCACCCUCUUCAUUCAGGUUGCGGCGAGAGUUGUGCUCUCUGCUUCCGGCUUAUAGUGCUAUUGCGUCGGCUUGUCUUGUCUCCCGGCUUCCUGAUGGACUUGAUUCCUCCGCUGAAUGGUACACUCGUUCCAAAAAAUUGACAACCGCAACCGGAACCGGAACCGGAAAAUGUGUUCAGGUAGAUUUGCCAACUAUGUCAGUCCCAUCUAGAAGCAGGGUAGUCAACUGGGUGCUCCCUUGUGCAAGUAAAGGAGCUGCUCUUUCUUUCUACACUUCUAGUUGUAUUAAGGUAUCUUUUUAUAUUGCUUUUUGGUGUUAUUGUUUACCAUGAAAAUUUAGAUCUAGCAUAUAGAUAUAUUCUUACAAGGUUUUAGGUAGUGAGCAUUUAUGUACACAGUCCAAUUUUGAUACAAGAAAUGUCAUCUUGAAGAUAGAUGCUUUACCAAAUUCCAAGCCAAAUUAUAUCUUUUGAGCUUCUACUGCAUUUUUGUAUGGAUUAAACUUCUUGCGAAUAAUUGAAGUUAGCUACUUUCCCUUUCCAUUUAA